UUUGGAGUUUAGCUUCGAGGAUUUGGACGAAAGGAAGAAGAAGAAACCUAGAAAAUGGAUGCAAAAUCAUUGGCGAAAUCGAAAAGAGCUCAUUCGUUACAUCAUAGUAAGAAGAAUCAGCAACAUCAUUCGUCCAAAGGUGCCUCUUCUGUCCCUAGUGCGUCUACUGGUGAUAAGAAACAAAGUGGAAAACAAGUUAAGGAAAAACCUGUACAGGGACAUGGUUCUAGGGGACUUCCUUCGAAUUGGGAUCGGUAUGUCGAAGAAGGAGAAGAAGAGUAUGGGUUUGAUUCUGAGAAUAUGGUUCCUCAAGAUAGUGUGUCUAAGGCUGCUACGGAUGUUGUUGCACCGAAAAGUAAGGGGGCGGACUAUGCUUACUUGAUUUCUGAGGCCAAGGCUCAGUCUCUGUAUUCGUCGUCACAUAGUGUUCCUCUGUUCGAUGAUGUUCUACAUGAUUUCUAUCAGGGGCUUGGUCCAUUGCUUUCUGUUAAAGGGCAAAGCAUAGCAUCGUCGAUUAGUGAUGACAAUUUUGGGUCAGAAGAUAAAGGUCCUCCUCCAGAUGAGGCCUCUUUUCUCUCUCUCAAUUUGCACACUCUUGCAGAACAACUUGCAAAAGCAACUCUAUCAGAAAGGCUUUUCAUCGAACCUGAUUUACUACCUCCAGAACUGUGCACAGAGGAAUUGCAAAAGCUUAGUGAGAACGAACAGGCUAAAAAUAAGGCUGGAGUGGCUGAGGAAGUUUUUGAUUCAUCAGCUCAUCGCAAUGGUUCUGAAGAAAGUGGGAGUAUGCAUCAGUAUCUUAGAAGUCCAUAUAAUACAGCUGGCACCAGCACCAGCAGCAGUACUAGUGCGAGGGAUGAGAUAUUGCAAGCAAAAGGAAUAGGACAAACUGAUUUGCCAAGGUACACUCCCGAAAUCAAUGUGAACACUGCUGCUAAGAAACCAGCACAAUUCGAGGUAGCCAGUGCAGAGGCAGAGCUUGACAUGCUUCUCGGCUCUUUUGCUGAAACAAAGUUUCUCGAGUCCAACAGAGUAACAGAGGAAUCAUGGGACAAUUCUUUUUUGACACAAAAUGAUGUUUCAUCCUCAUUUUCAGAAAGGGGUUCAUUGAGUCAGAAGGUUCCUACUAGAUCAGAUGUAACAGACCCAGAUCCAGGGUUGGGUGGAACUGCAGCGAGGGAUAUGAAGCUUGACGAUAUUGUUGAUGAUCUACUCAGAGAAACAUCCAUUCUGACUAACAAAAACGAGGGAUCACUGGGUGAUGAGGCAAGAUCUGCUUUUCGCAAUACCCCCUCUUCCUCAAACCCUGUCACCAAGUCUAAACUUACUGAUGACUUCGAUUCAUGGUUUGACACAAUAUAACCGAUCUUCAGCUUCUCUUGUACAAGGCCAGCUGUUUGACACCACAUAACUCUUUGAAUCCAAAAAGGCGAAAAGCAGGAUUGCUAAGUGGUAAGAAUCCAAAAAGUCUAGCCUCUAUGUUCAGCUGAGUUAUCAUGAUUUACAUUCUUCUAGAUGUCCUGUUGGUCUGGGGCGUGGGGGGCCUUUGGAGUUGAGGAUUCAACCUUUUGGG
Messenger RNA from Ipomoea nil (Japanese morning glory), 1573 nucleotides. RefSeq lists its product as uncharacterized. Bases 55 to 1362 code for a protein of 435 amino acids. NCBI's taxonomy places the organism in Eukaryota, Viridiplantae, Streptophyta, Magnoliopsida, Solanales, Convolvulaceae. The record is from RefSeq and is a predicted model, not a curated record. The transcript has 6 exons.